AUGGGGGACGACUUCACUUGCCAAGUUAAGAAGAUGGCCUUGGCCAUGGGUACAUCCCUGACAGACAAGGAUAUUGAUUUGCUGCCUUCAGACAUGAGACAUCAUGCUUCCUUCAACUAUACCAAGUUCUUUGACUAUAUGCAGAAGUUUCUAACAUCAGAUGAGAGGGAGAAGCACUUGCGUAAGGCCUUCCAACUGCUUGACAAGGAUGGCAGUGGCUUUAUUGAAUGGAAUGAAAUCAAAUACAUACUAUCCACAGUCCCCAGCAAUGUGCCAGUGGUGCCCCUAUCAGAUGAAGAGGCUGAAGCUGUGAUCCAAGCAGCUGACGCAGAUGGUGAUGGGCGGAUUGAUUUUCAAGAGUUUUCCGAUAUGGUCACAAAAGAGAAGCUUCCAAAGAAAAAAUAGAAACAAGGACAAUGAGUGCUCUCCAACUUCCAUACUCAAGAGUGUUGUGCAGGGGUGGGGUGGGGAACUGAUGCUUGUCUAUCUGUGUCUAAUCCUUUUUGAAAGCCCCUCUCAAUUUUGUUCGGUUUUUGGCGGGGGCAAGUAGGAAUCUGCAGCUUGCUGCUGGGGCUUGUUGAAGAAGUUUCUGUAGUGUACAGGGUCAGGGGCUAAGCCAAGGAUGGAUGAGAAUUUUGUUUGGCUUGGUUUUGAUAAGAAUAUUCCAAAUUUGCAAUUCUCUACAGAAAUUAUAUGGAAUAACUUGUGAUUAACAUAAAUAAAAAGUUGAGAAAAACAUAACUAUCAGAUUUGCCCAUCCAGGAAGGGGGGCUGAAAGUCUGGUUUUGAUUCCUGGUACAUUGAACCAUGCUUUUUAACAUUGAAUUAGGGUUGUCAUCUCUUUUAGGCUCAUCCUUAAUAACUACAUUGCAGGUAGGUGCGACAUAUUGGGAAUAGCUGCAUCCACUGAAUUUGACUCAGAGUACAUGUACAAAAAUGUUGUUUUUGAAAUGAAUUUAUCAGUAUUUACAUAUAUCUUGGUAAACUGAACAGUAAGAAUUCGAGAGUUCAAAAAAAAUAAAUGUAGGAGAAAGCAAAACUGACAGAUACAACCAUCCUUAAUCUCGUCUGAGGAAGAGAGGAUCCAAAUGCAUUAAUGGUACUUUCUUGAUGACUCUCUGAUCACUGGAGAGCCAUUCAGUC
Molecule: messenger RNA, 1143 nt
Organism: Sceloporus undulatus (fence lizard)
Lineage: Eukaryota; Metazoa; Chordata; Lepidosauria; Squamata; Phrynosomatidae
Gene: PVALEF
Product: parvalbumin like EF-hand containing
Exons: 4
Coding region: 1-405 (134 amino acids)
Cellular component (GO): nucleus; cytoplasm
Molecular function (GO): calcium ion binding
Source: RefSeq, a predicted model, not a curated record